AUGUCGUUCAAUCCUCUUUCCGCUAUUCUUAAAGAACACAAACUCGAAGGUCAUAACUAUAUUGCAUGGAAACAAAACUUGGAUAUCGUUCUCACUGCCGAAGAGUACAAAUAUGUGCUCACUACUGAAUGUCCACCCGUACCUGCUGCAAAUGCUUCUGCAGCAGUGAAAGAAACAUACAGGAAGUGGUGUAAAGCCAAUGAGAUGGCGAAGUGCUACAUGUUGGCUUCUAUGUCAACAGUACUUCAACAUCAGCAUCAAGGCAUGAACACUGCUACUGAGAUUAUGAACAAUCUUAAUAACCUUUUUGGUACUCAGAAUCGAGCGGCUAAGUCUUUAGCCUUUCGGAGCAUCAUGACUAAGGUUAUGAAGGAGGGCACACCUCUAUCAGCAGUUCAAGCUCAAUUUCGAGAUGAACAAGAGGGCUUACACCCUAGCUGA
Messenger RNA from Salvia hispanica, 441 nucleotides. The record is from RefSeq and is a predicted model, not a curated record. Lineage: Eukaryota; Viridiplantae; Streptophyta; Magnoliopsida; Lamiales; Lamiaceae.